This is a messenger RNA of Aspergillus tanneri, 327 nucleotides long. Its product is annotated as putative quinol monooxygenase. The record is from RefSeq and is a predicted model, not a curated record. The transcript has 3 exons. Bases 1 to 327 code for a protein of 108 amino acids. Lineage: Eukaryota; Fungi; Ascomycota; Eurotiomycetes; Eurotiales; Aspergillaceae.
AUGUCCUCUGAUGAAGUGAACGUGAUAGCAACAAUGUAUCCCAAACCCGGUAAACAUAAGGAGCUCGCCUCGCACCUUGCCGAACUCUCUCGCCAAGUGCAGGCCAACGAGCCCGAUACCCUAAUCUACUAUGCCUUCUCCGUCAAUAAUGGCAAUGAGAUCAUGGUUGUGGAAAGAUAUCGAGACCAUGAAGCAUUGCAAGCGCAUCUGUUAGGACCGUAUUUCCAGGAGUUUGGGGAUAACGCGUCCAGGUUGAUGGAGAGGCCGUACGAUGUCAAAGUUGGAAAUGGAUUUUUGUCUAAUUCGGUGGGAGUGAUGAGGAUUUAA